CGAAUGAGGAUUUUGAUUCAUUCGAUUUUAUUUAGUAUUGAUUUCUGAACGCUGCGGCUGUUGAUUGUUUGAUUUUUUAAUGAAGUUAUUAAUAUUUUAUAAUGAGAGUAAACAUCAGGACUGUCCGUUUUUAGUAUCAGUUCAUUCGAGUCGCUUGAACCGGUUGUACUUGGCAGAAGCGCGUAAUUAAAUGUAGUUCGUGAGACGGAGUGAAGCUCUGAGCUUUUACAUUUCCUCCACUUACAAACUGUAAACAAAACAAAACAACAACGUUCCUACUGUUCAGUGGAACUAUGAUGUGGUUUAAGGACUGAGACGCUGAAGUGUGUGAAAAGAGAGGAUAUGGCCACCGGGAUCGGCUACACUCCUGUGUCCAUCACCGUGAGUCUGCUGGUGGUGACCUCCACCCUGUUCUUCACCUUCACGUGUCCUUGGCUCGCCAAGAACGUGUCUCUUGCGUUCACUCCGUGUGUCGGCAUCACAUUUCUUUUUGCCUUGGCGAACUUCACCAUGGCAACGUUCAUGGAUGCCGGUGUGCUGCCGAGGGCUAAUGAGGACGAAGAUAAAGAUGAUGACAUCCGUGCUCCACUUUAUAGGGAUGUGGAGGUUCGAGGAAUCCAGUUUCAGAUGAAGUGGUGUGCCUCCUGCAACUUUUAUAGACCCCCACGGUGCUCGCACUGUAGUGUGUGUGACCAUUGUGUGGAGAACUUUGACCAUCAUUGCCCCUGGGUGAACAACUGCAUUGGGAGAAGGAACUACCGUUUUUUCUUUCUCUUCCUGCUUGCUCUCAGCAUGCACAUGGUAGCCAUUUUCUCUGGGGGUCUCCUGUAUGUUCUGGCCCACCUUGAAGCCCUGUGGGAGCUGCAUGCAACCGUCACUCUGUCCAUCAUGAGCAUGUCAGCCCUUUUCUUAAUCCCUGUUAUGGGAUUGGCAUGCUUCCAUAUAGUCCUGGUGGCAACUGGACAAACCACAAAUGAACAGAUCACUAGAAAAUUCAAAGGAGGAGCAAAUCCCUUUACACGUGGUUGCUGUGGCAAUGCGAAGUUUCUUCUGUUUGGUCCUAUUUCUCCAAGGUACAUUUGGAAGUUGGGAAACAAGCAGACUGUCCAUAUACAACCACCAUUUCAAACAUUGGAAUCUCUCAAAAUGUCACCCAUAAAAGUCGAUGACAAUGAGAUCCAAACUGAAAUGACUUCUAUAAAGCGACAGUCUUCUGGAGAGCUGAACACACUGCUCCCUAUGCCACCAAAACAUGAACCAGUUCUGCUAAAGGGACACCUGGCCAUGUUGCAAGAGAAUUUUCUGCAGACCUCUGUGCCAACUGUCCAGCCGACUACUGGUCAAAAUCUAGAAUCGUCCUCCAGAGUGCAUUUUCAAGUUCCCAGAGAGCAGAUGGACCACCAGCUACACAUGUCUGGUUUUGUCCAGGAAUCUGAAAUGGGGCAAACAGAGAAGCAGACUCCCAUCUCUACCCACCUGUCUUUGCAUUCCAGCACACUUCCUAUAAACAGACUCAUUUUGAACUCCCACUCACUUACUUUGAAACACAGCCACUGUGGAGGAUUUCAAACCCAUCAGUGUACUGAUUCUGUGACUUCCACUUCCUCAACUCAGGGCAUCCUCAGCCUCUCCUAUGACAGCCUUGUCAGUCCAGCACAACGUGGGACUUUUAAAAUGAACUACCUGCCUCCUUUUCAUCCCUUAGAUUUAGGUGUGGCCAUCAAAUGCCCAGCAGAUGCUCAGCAUGCAUCCUACCAUACCUGUAGCCCUCAUAUCACUGGCACCAGCAGCCACUCUCCUGUGUUCUAUGACAGCCUUUCCAAACCUGCCAUGAGGUCUAUACAGGAACGCCAUGAACUGGAGGAGCGGGAAAAGCAGCCAUCUUUGCUUUCUACUCAGGAUAUGCCUGUCUACGACACACCUAGUGGGCGCAGACUGCCAUCCAGAAGGCCCACUCCACCUGCCUAUGGCUCUCAAGAGUUCCUCAUGAGCAGUGCAGCAUACGGCUACACUUCCUCGCUUCGAUGGGCAUCCAGGACUUCAAGCUCGUUCACGCAUGCCAAUAUAGCCCCCCAGAGUCGCUCACUCUCACCCUCGGCCUAUAGUUCUCUGGGGCGCCAUGUUCAGCACUCAGCCUCAUCUAUCCCCUGCCCAAUGCCCAGCUCCUCCUACACAGCACAGAAAACUCUGGCUUUAAUUGCUGCUUCAGAGAGAAAAGACUCAGGUCCAUACUAUCCACAGAGUCCCUGAUUCUCCCAGACUGUGUAUUGUACAUAUGUGUGAUGUAGAAAAUCCUAUUUAUGAUAGUUUAAUUUUGCAUGUUCAUUUUGUGAAAUCCAUAUAUGUUACAAAUUUAUGAUUAAAAGCAGUUAAAAGCUAUUGGUGCUUUCCAUUAGCGCUAAUAUCUUCCAAGCAUCAUUGAUACCACUUACCAAUUGAUCUCUUCUGAAAGAAGAACAGUCUAAUGCUAUGUAAUUCAUUUUAGUAUUUAAAUGUGCACAGUGUAAUUUGAUUUUUUUUCUGUUUGUUUCUUUGUUUGUUUGUUGCAAAUUCACAGUUCAUGAAUGUUAAGUUAGAACUUGUUUUGGCAAAAUUCUUAUUACAUUCUAUUGUAGCUGUCAAAUAAAAUAUCUACUCAGAGAAUAAAUUGUGGUAUCUGUAGCAUUUCAGGCUUUUCAAACUGAAGAUGAAAAAUGUGAUGUGGAAUUGCAAAAUCCAGGACAAAAAGGCAUCUCUCUUAAUUGCCUGUAAAUUAUGUUGCCUGCCAAUUUAGAAACCUCUCACAAGGCAACAUACUUGCAUGUGAUUUUGAAGAGAACUGAAAAGAUUAUGUUUAAAUUUUGGAUGCCAAAAGUGCUAGCUUCAUUAACAACAUCUGUAGAAUUUCUAACUAUAUUUAUACAUACAGUGUAAGUCAGAAGUUCUUCAUAUUAUUUCUAGUAACACGCUACUUUCUUUUUACCAUUUUUUAAUUAAAAACAAUGCACAAAGUUUAACAUUUAAAACCACCAUCCUGCUUUCAUCCUGCUUAUCCUGUGCAUGAAAUUAUAAUAAAAAAUAUUUUUUCCCAAAUGUUUUGAAAUUAUACAUAAUUCAUUAGCCUUUGCAUGGUUAAAGCCCCCUCUUCUGUUUAUGGGAAGAUGUAAAUGUAAGUAAGGCUUGUUCAUCCUUCAAUAAGGGCUGCCCGCUGUGGAAAGAUAGUAUUGCAAAGUAGACGUUAGCUCAUUUUUACAUGUUGUUUA
Messenger RNA from Silurus meridionalis, 3242 nucleotides. It is a transcript of the gene zdhhc8a, whose product is annotated as zinc finger DHHC-type palmitoyltransferase 8a. The transcript is spliced from 10 exons. Gene Ontology annotation, molecular function: palmitoyltransferase activity. Gene Ontology annotation, biological process: protein palmitoylation. Bases 343 to 2250 code for a protein of 635 amino acids. NCBI's taxonomy places the organism in Eukaryota, Metazoa, Chordata, Actinopteri, Siluriformes, Siluridae. The record is from RefSeq and is a predicted model, not a curated record.